UCUGGUAGCGUUUGCAUGCACUGAGAAUAGGAAAAGCGCACGGUAGUUUUAGUUGAACAUCUAGGCAGCUACCGGUAUCUAUCAACAGAUCUAUGUUAAGCAAUGUUCACAAACCUAUAAACUUGGGAUCUUAGAUCCGUAGACCAGUAGACUGUUUGAUAACGAAGUCGUUGGUACAACUUUCUCAAUAAAUAGACUACAGCAAUAGCAGAAUAGUCUGCAUCUGAUGGAGGCAGCGAAUGUAGACGUUGACAAACCUAUUGGAUAUGGAGCGUUUGGUGUAGUCUGGUCGGUGAAAGAUCCAAGAGAUGGCAGACGAGUUGCAUUGAAAAAAAUACCGAAUGUAUUUCACAAUGUUGUCACUGCUAAACGAGUUCUUCGUGAACUUAAAAUAUUAUGUUUUGUCAAUCAUGAAAAUAUUUUAUCUGCGGUAGAUUUGUUACAGCCAACAGAGCGACCUUUUGAUGAAAUGUAUGUUAUGACUCCAUUGAUGCAUACUGAUCUACACAAAAUUAUAGUCUCACAACAGCCUUUGACAGAAGAUCAUGUGAAGUUAUUUCUGUACCAAAUACUGAGAGGCAUGAAGUAUCUACAUGCAGCCAAAAUAUUACACAGAGAUGUGAAACCAGGAAAUCUCCUUGUUAACAGUGAUUGCAGACUCAAAAUUUGUGAUUUUGGUUUAGCUCGAGUUGAAGAACCAGAUGCAUCAAAAUAUAUGACACAAGAAGUUGUUACACAGUAUUACAGAGCUCCAGAAUUACUGAUGGGUGCUCGUCACUAUACUAGUGCUAUUGAUGUAUGGAGUGUUGGAUGCAUCUUUGCUGAAUUAUUGAGUAGAAAAAUAUUAUUUCAAGCAAAUAGUCCAGUCACUCAGAUUGAUAUGAUUAUCAGCUUACUUGGUGAAAGAAAUACAACAUCAACAGAGCAUUACAUUCCUCAUCCGUCGCAACAGUAUUCCAGUAACACUCAGCCCACAACUGCAAUGAGAGUCCCAGCCAACAGAACAUCUUCUCCUGAGAAUUUUUAUCUUGUUGCACCAAAUAUGACUCAUGAAGCUGCUCAUUUACUUUCUAGGCUGUUAGUUUGGAAUCCAAAGAAACGAGUGUCAUGCGCAGAAGCUUUACGGCAUGUCUACUGCCGCAAUGGUAGGUUGAGGUAUCACACGAGUCUUUGUUUGUGUUGCCAUCUGAGUGGAAUAGGCACCGAUGGGAGACAGAGUCUAAGAGUUGCAACUGAAGUUGAACUUGAACCUGUUCCGUCGUCAACUUUUAACGAUUCUUAUGAAAAUGUUCUGAAGACAACGGACCAAAUAAGAAGCAGCAUUGCUCAGUUUGUCAACAGUCAGCCAUGUGGCAGGAAGGUACCACUGUGCAUAAACACUGAAAGCUCAGUAUUUUCUAAAUUUAUGGCUUCCACAGUCGCUCAUUCACAUGCAAAUACUUCCUCAUCUCCUUAUGUGCAGUAAAUCAAAAUCAUUGCUAACCAAACAUGGUAUAUCAAAAUAUGUCUGUAUAAUUUGCUUUCCAAUCAUAAUGAUUAUAUCAUGAUUUUACGGAAAAGUAGAUGUCACUGAUUAUUGAAAAUUCAAAUUAUUUCCAUUCCCGAACACCAUUAUAUAUUAUAUAGAGUACCGUACUUUUUGGACAGUGUUUAAAAUUGUUGUGUCACACUUGUCCCAAUUAAAUAUCACUUCAUAUGAAUAAUCUAACCUUCUGCUGAAGUUUUUAUCUGUCCUAACUCGGAUGUUACAAUGAAUUCGCUUCAUAUGCUUACCUGAAUCAUUUGUGUCUCUGUCACAAUAUAUGUCUACAUUAACUCAGAACAAUGGGAUAAAUGUGCUAAACAGGGCGUGUGACAUUUUUGAUACACUGCUCUUCGGAUAUGAACAUCUCCAUACAUACCUUAACAUUUAACAGCUUUCUGCAAAAGUCACUUUUUCAUUUAUCUGAAAUAAUGCAGCUAACAUGAUGAUUUUGAUCUAUAUGAACUCAUGAUUUCAGUUUUAUUUCUUGGAUGAAAAUAAAUACAAUUACCAUGUUUGACAGAUAUUAAUAUUUUCUAAGAUUCUUUAACCUUUGAAUAUUUCUUUUUUUGCACUAUAGUACUGCAGUCAUAUGAACUAUUCUGAAAACAGUAUCGUUUUUACCUUUUUAUACUUUUUUUGGUUUUAAUUGUUUCUUGCCAGUUCUUAUUGAAUUCAGCAUUUUAUCUUUCAUGUUAUAUACUGUAUUGUGAUACUAUUCAUGUGGGUGCUUGAACGUUGAUAACAUCAUACACAUUCUUUUUGUUUUUUUUUCUUGUCCUGGUGCUGCAUUUUUGUUUGUAAAUUUUGGUGGUUUCAUCCCACGAGAGGCUUAUGCUUGCAUUCUAUCUAGUGCAGAAGGGAUUUUUUGUCAUUUUUCUUCAAAACUUGAUAAUGAACAAUUCUAGUACAUGAAUCACCUUUGCUUGCCAUUUUUAUCUUUAUGUAUACAAGUUUAGUUCCCACAAAAGAGUCUGUACAUUUGGAAUUUGUAAAUAUAUGUGCAGUACUUGAUUGCUAAAUUCUGUAACUGAUAACUGUUAAUGUUCAGUUACUUAUGAAUUACCUGAGCGAGUAGUUGCCUCGUAUUGGAGUUUUAUAUCAAGCCGUUUGUAUAAUUUGAGUUCAAUCUUAUUUAUAAUUGGAACAACCUUUUCCAGUACACAUAAAACAGGCUUUCUAUAGCUUUUCAGUGAAAUUGAACUACCUGAAUUACGUUACCUCUUGUAUUACCAGAAGCUGGCCAAUAACACAAAAUUUUUACUAUUUUAUGAUAUUUUAUAAUAAUUGUAUUGCCAUGUUGCUUGUUUAUCAGAAAACUUAUAAUUGCUACUUAUUGUUAAAUGACUUAAAUGGUAAUGCUUUUGUGAUCAAAAUGUGUAGUCAUAGUCUGUGGUGCAAAGCUUGGACACAGUAAUAUUUUUGAUAUUUUCAUGAUCUACACCAGGGGUCGGCAACCUUUUGUCACUCGUGGGCCAAAAUUAAAGGUUGCAAGUCAUUGGCGGGCCGCAGAUGUUUUUAGAAAGUUAUAAACCGAACGGAUGGCCGAUGAAUCACAUUUUUCCACACAUAUCAGAAGUUAGAUUUUAAGCAUCGCGCGGGGACUGACCAUUUGAAUAUUUUCCGCGCCAUUUAGCCAUUUGCACUUAGCAUCAACUUUUCUGCGUUUUGU
Styela clava is the source of this 3194-nucleotide messenger RNA. RefSeq names its product serine/threonine-protein kinase NLK-like. Lineage: Eukaryota; Metazoa; Chordata; Ascidiacea; Stolidobranchia; Styelidae. Gene Ontology annotation, biological process: protein phosphorylation. Gene Ontology annotation, molecular function: ATP binding; MAP kinase activity. The record is from RefSeq and is a predicted model, not a curated record.